AUGGAGUUUAACUUGUCUACUUACUUCAAUAGUUUUGAUGUGGAAAAAGACUAUUCCAUUGACAUAUCAGACAUUGAUUCCAAAUUAGAAUCAGUUACAAAUUCUUUAGCCAACAAUCCAGAAUCUAUAAAUUUUAACUCAGAGCUCCUAGAAGACUUGAUAGAACUUACACAUGGAUACAAGACACUUGAUUUGAAGCAUCAGAAGCAAUUAGCCUAUUUAAUAACAUCGUCUCUUAGUACGAUUAGCCAUCAAUGCUCGAACAGUAUUGAAAGUGGGGAUUUUGUUGAUUCGAUCGAUACUUUCAAGGCGUGUUUAGAAAAAUUUGGAUACUUAUUAUUUGUGCUAUUGAUAUAUCUAGGUAAAGAAGACCAUGGACAAGCACAUUUGAGUGGGUCAAAAUCGAAGAGCUCUUCUGGGUCUCAAGCUAUGACUAAAUGGAAAGCAAACUGUACUCAAGUCGAAGAUGCAGUAGAUGUUAUAAGCAGCGUUGUCAAGAUUGAUUUAUCCAAAAUAUUUGUAACCACACCAGAGAAAGACUUGUUCAUUGAAUUAUUUACAAGGCCCAUGUUUCACUUGAUGGAAGUACCGGAGAGAAUGAAAGUGAAUUCAAUCAAAAUGCUCAUGUUUAAGAGUAUUGCAAUUUUAGUAAAAUUCCAUGGCCACGCAAGUGUUAUUCAAAAUUCUGUAUUGCAAUCUCUUAUGUACUAUACCCAUUUGCCAGGUUAUAUGGCGGAGUUGCUACAUAUUUUGGAUCAACAGUAUGACUAUAAUGUGUUAACUGAAGAGGUUCUUCGUGAAAUCUCUCAGAUUGAGUUCAAUUCCAAUGAUAGUAAUGGUCCUAAAUCUAUAUCUGAAUUCUUGAUUAAAUUAUCUGAGCUGAGUCCAAGGCUAAUUUUAAAACAAAUGUCAUGUAUUGCUCAAUUAUUGGAUAAUAGUAACCAAACCUUAAGAUGUUCAGUUGUCGAAACAUGCGGUAAUAUUGUAGUAGAUAUCAUCAAGAAUCAAGAAGUCAUAGGUGAAUCUUCAGAAAGAAAUGAUAGUCAUAACAGUAAUCAACAGAUAGACGGUCUCUUAGAUUUACUUCAAGAAAGAUUUUUAGAUCAAAACCCGUAUGUCAGAACCAAAGCUAUACAAGCAUUAACUAAAAUAUGCAAUUUGCCUGUUAAAUUCACAGCAAGAAGGCAACAAAUCGUUGCAUUAUCGGUUAGGUCACUUGAUGAUAAGAGUACUUUAGUCAGAAGGAACUCUAUCAAAUUAAUGUCCAAACUAGUAUUAACUCAUCCGUUCUCUGCUGUCCAUGGUACGCAGCUUUCUUAUGAGUUCUGGAAAUCUAAGUUAGAUGAAGCUGAAGCCGAAUUAGAGAAAUACAUUCCAGUUGCACCAGAAAAGAAUAAGAGACUAAAUAAGAUUUCAGAAGAUGAAGAAGAUGAAGACAACGCUGAUAAAAUGGAAAUAGACGAAAAGGAAGACGAUGAUAAAGAAAACGAUGUAAAUAACAAAGGCAAAAAUGAGGAUGCCAACGAGAGCGAAUCGAGUAUUGAUCAUGAUGAGUUAAAUGCUUCUAUGAUGGAACAAGAGCAGAACUUACCAGAUACAAAUGUUCUAGUUAAAGUGAAGCUUACUGUCCAAUAUUAUCAAGAUGCUGUCGAAUUUAUUGAAAUUUUACAAACUGGGACCAAUAUUGUUUCGAGAUUACUUUUUCGAAAAUAG
Molecule: messenger RNA, 1713 nt
Organism: Debaryomyces fabryi
Lineage: Eukaryota; Fungi; Ascomycota; Pichiomycetes; Serinales; Debaryomycetaceae
Exons: 1
Coding region: 1-1713 (570 amino acids)
Biological process (GO): meiotic chromosome condensation; mitotic chromosome condensation
Cellular component (GO): condensed chromosome, centromeric region
Molecular function (GO): histone binding
Source: RefSeq, a predicted model, not a curated record